GGAGGAGAGGGGGUAGUGCUGUGUGUGUGCGCGUGUGUGUGCGUGUGUGUGCGCGUGUCUACAGGUAGCAGCGGCGGCGGCGGCGGCGGCGGCGGGGACCGGAGCAGGGGACGAUCUGCAGCCACCUCCCCGCCUGUGAUUUUUGGAGGCGAUUGCUCACUUGGCUGGCGGAUCUGUACCCUCAGGAGAUCUUCUCAUCCUCUCCAUUUCCACGCGUCUUAGGCGUCUUCCAGUUGCAAGUGUGUGUUUGGGGUAUUUUAUUAAUUUUUUUUUUUCUUCUCCCUCUAAAUCUUCUCGGGAAUUCUGCGUAUUGAAGCAGGUGGCUCCUGAUCACAGAAAUCUUUGGAUGUAUUUGGCUUGCCAAGUUUUUCUCUUCCCCGUCCCCUCCCUCUUCAGAGGCAUCUGUGGUGCUUUUCUUUUUGGAUUUAUAUGCAGAAAACGUCUAUAUGUUUAUAUACCGACCGCAUAAUAUGUAAAUACAUACAUGCGUGUCCAAGCGCUUGGUUUUCAUCUCUCUUCCCGACAAAGCGGAAUGUUUCGGAGCCGAUGGAUAACGAGAACAGUAUUAACAUUCUUUUGAGCCUGUUUUUUAACAAGGGGAGGGAGCGUGAAGGAUUGUUUAACAUUCGGCCAUCGUUUGGCUGCACACUAAGCAUCACGAAGUAUUUAUGGUUGCAGAUCAGGUGCAAACGGGGCUUAGAGAGAAAGGAUGCAGACCUGCUGCUAACUGGAUUUGAUUUAUAAGAGGGAAAUCUACAGUCAAUGGCCACUCUUGUCACGUUGCUACUAUGGGAAACAGAAUGGUCAAUAGGAUAUGGUCUGAUAACUAGUGAUGAUUGAAGAUGCUACUUCAGUCCAUGUGAAAUCGAUGGGAGAUAGUGGCUGCAUAAAGAGCUUCCUGAGCUUUUCUUGACAAACUCGCCUUGAAGAAGUCGGAGGUGUAUUCUACCAUUAUACGGUCUUUCUCAAGUGGAUACAAAUACCUUUGCCUCCCUGUAACCAGACAACUACACAGCUAAUGUGGGACCAUGGCACUGCCCAGAUGCAUGUGGCCAAAUUAUGUUUGGAGAGCAGUAAUGGCAUGCUUGGUACACAGGGGAUUGGGUGCCUCAUUGACUCUCUGCGUGUUGGGAUGUUUACUUCAGGCUGCCCAUGUGCUUUCCCAAAAAUUGGAUGAUGCAGACCCACUGGUGACUACCAACUUCGGCAAGAUAAGGGGGAUUAAGAAAGAACUCAAUAACGAAAUUUUGGGGCCUGUUAUUCAAUUUCUUGGGGUUCCGUAUGCUGCCCCACCCACAGGGGAACAUCGUUUUCAGCCUCCAGAGCCACCAUCCCCCUGGUCAGAUAUCAGGAAUGCGACUCAGUUUGCUCCCGUGUGCCCCCAGAAUAUCAUCGAUGGCAGAUUGCCGGAAGUCAUGCUUCCUGUGUGGUUUACUAAUAACUUGGAUGUGGUUUCAUCAUACGUGCAAGACCAGAGUGAAGAUUGCCUAUAUUUAAACAUAUACGUUCCCACUGAGGAUGUAAAAAGAAUAUCCAAGGAAUGUGCCAGAAAACCCGGCAAGAAAAUAUGUAGAAAAGGAGGUCCCCUUACAAAGAAACAGACAGAUGAUUUAGGUGAUAAUGACGGUGCUGAAGAUGAAGAUAUUCGGGACAGUGGGGGUCCCAAACCAGUGAUGGUGUAUAUCCAUGGUGGCUCAUAUAUGGAAGGUACUGGAAAUUUAUAUGAUGGCAGUGUCUUGGCAAGUUAUGGCAAUGUGAUCGUCAUCACAGUCAACUAUCGACUUGGGGUGCUUGGUUUCUUGAGCACAGGGGAUCAGGCUGCAAAAGGAAACUAUGGACUCCUUGAUCUCAUACAGGCUUUAAGAUGGACUAGUGAGAACAUUGGAUUCUUUGGUGGUGACCCCUUAAGAAUCACUGUUUUUGGAUCUGGCGCUGGGGGUUCAUGUGUCAAUCUCCUGACUUUAUCCCAUUAUUCUGAAGGUAACCGUUGGAGCAAUUCAACCAAAGGACUUUUCCAACGAGCCAUAGCUCAAAGUGGAACAGCCCUUUCCAGCUGGGCUGUUAGUUUCCAACCUGCAAAAUACGCUAGAAUGUUGGCCACAAAAGUUGGUUGCAAUGUUUCAGAUACAGUAGAGUUAGUGGAAUGCCUACAGAAGAAGCCUUACAAAGAACUUGUUGACCAAGAUAUUCAACCAGCACGAUACCAUAUAGCCUUUGGACCUGUGAUUGAUGGUGAUGUAAUACCAGAUGACCCUCAGAUAUUGAUGGAGCAAGGAGAGUUUCUCAACUAUGAUAUAAUGUUAGGAGUUAACCAAGGGGAAGGGUUGAAAUUUGUUGAAAAUAUAGUAGAUAGUGAUGAUGGUAUAUCAGCUAGUGAUUUUGACUUUGCUGUUUCCAAUUUUGUUGAUAAUUUAUAUGGAUAUCCUGAAGGCAAAGAUGUUUUAAGAGAAACCAUUAAAUUCAUGUAUACUGACUGGGCUGACCGUCAUAACCCUGAAACCAGAAGGAAGACCUUAUUGGCUUUGUUUACAGACCAUCAGUGGGUGGCACCAGCUGUAGCUACAGCAGAUCUUCACUCAAACUUUGGUUCACCUACAUAUUUCUAUGCCUUUUACCAUCAUUGCCAAACAGAUCAAGUUCCAGCUUGGGCUGAUGCAGCUCAUGGAGAUGAGGUUCCCUACGUACUAGGAAUCCCCAUGAUUGGACCUACAGAGUUAUUUCCUUGCAAUUUCUCCAAAAAUGAUGUGAUGCUGAGUGCAGUUGUAAUGACAUACUGGACAAAUUUUGCCAAAACUGGUGACCCAAAUCAACCAGUCCCUCAAGACACGAAAUUCAUCCAUACCAAACCCAACCGCUUCGAAGAAGUAGCAUGGACCAGAUAUUCCCAGAAAGAUCAACUUUAUCUCCAUAUUGGAUUAAAACCAAGAGUUAAAGAACAUUACAGAGCCAAUAAGGUGAACCUCUGGUUGGAGCUGGUACCUCAUCUGCAUAAUCUCAAUGACAUUUCUCAGUAUACCUCGACAACAACUAAAGUGCCAUCAACCGACAUCACUUUCAGACCUACGAGAAAGAAUUCUGUACCUGUCACAUCAGCAUUUCCCACUGCCAAGCAGGACGAUCCCAAACAACAACCAAGUCCAUUUUCAGUGGAUCAAAGGGACUACUCCACAGAGCUGAGCGUCACUAUUGCGGUUGGAGCAUCACUGCUGUUUCUGAACAUCCUUGCCUUUGCAGCCCUGUACUACAAAAAGGAUAAGAGGAGACAUGAUGUUCACAGGAGAUGCAGCCCUCAGCGCACUACUACCAAUGAUCUGACCCACGCACAAGAAGAGGAGAUCAUGUCCCUCCAAAUGAAGCACACUGAUUUGGAUCAUGAAUGUGAGUCCAUCCAUCCACAUGAGGUGGUUCUUCGGACCGCCUGCCCCCCAGAUUACACACUAGCUAUGAGGAGGUCACCUGAUGAUGUUCCCUUAAUGACACCCAACACCAUUACAAUGAUUCCCAACACUAUACCAGGGAUUCAACCCUUACACACAUUCAAUACAUUUACUGGAGGACAGAACAAUACUCUGCCCCAUCCCCAUCCCCACCCCCAUUCACAUUCAACAACCAGGGUAUAGCCAGAUAAGAGAAACAAACUCUAUUUUUUUGAUGGAUUGCAGUAAAAGAUUACUGAAGAUUCCUUGGCUUUCAACCUACAAGACUCUUACUAUUUAAAUAAGGAGGAAUAUUAUGUGAAUAUACAUAUCAAGAACUUUGGGGGUUUUGAAAAAAAAUAAAUUGUACAUAUAUACACAAAUCAACUUUAAAAAUGAAUUUCAAUUGCUUGAAGCAAUUGUUCUGAAUGAUACUUUUUCAUUCACAUUCAAGAAUUAAUUUUUUGAAGAUUUAUGUUACAUAAUGGAAUUAGGCAUGUGGAACACCAAACAGGAAAGAACUAUGUCUGAAAUAUAAAUCAUAAAAAUAAAAAACAACCAUGAAUAUGCACAAGGGACACACCAAUGGAAUGUCAGAUAAUUUUCACCAGUUUUUAUUUGGAGGCGUUUUAUUGUGUAGACCAUAUUUACAUAUUUGGAUAAGUACACAAAGCACCAAUGCUGUUAAUGGCCUUAGCGGAGGCUCAUGCUGAAAUUUGCCAGUAAAACAAAGAAGUUUAAAGACUGGCAGGUACGACAUUAUCACAUAAGUGCUGUCAGUAUAAAGUUGUGGGGAUAAAGGAAACUGGAUAUUUUUAGCACGAUGUGCAUGAUAAUUUAUAUGCUUGGUGGCUGUGCUGCUGAUUAAGCCGUAAUUAAAAUUCUUCUCAUCCCAUUGGAGUCUUUAAUAGAAGCUUCCUCUAUCAAUUGGCAGAACCUAAAGAAGAUUUUAAGGGGCAAAAGUAAUUAGAAGUAAAUAAUUCACAGUAGUUUUGAUAAUAGGAAGAAUUAGUUAUUAAAGGUAUUUGAAGAAACUAUAGGCAUAGUGGUGAAUACUCGCUGAUACGAAUCCCAGGAAAAAAGAAGUUCCUGUGUUUUUAAUGUUCUUUUCAUCCCAAUCUAAAUAAUUUAUAGAAAUACAACCCUAAUUGGACAUGUGUUACAGGAUCUAUAAUUUGCUGUGGUUUUUGUUAUUCUGUAUUUUGUUCCUUUUGGUAAGGUGAAGUGUGUCCAAAGAGUUACUUGCAACAGUCUUCUAUGAUAUGAGGAUGCCCCAAAUUACCACUCUGAUUACAGUUCUCAGUUAAUUGAUUUACUCAUGUUGCAUGACAAAAUGUUUACUAAUAAGAAUUCAAUAUACAGUUAUAUCCCUCCUCAUAUCGCUUAUCUUUCUCACUGAGGCUCAUUCACUGGAAUUUACUCACCCAAUCUCAGUAGAGUACUACAUAGAUGCAGAACCUAGAAGGAGAGUCAACACCUGGAGGAUUUUAGUCUUACACGUAUGUGUGAUUUUAAAUGAAUACUCUAAGACCACAGGAAACUCUUCAUCCCCUGUUGUUUACCAGUAACAGUAUAUCACAGACCUUUCCAAAUGUUUGUAUAUGUAAUCAGAUGUACAUUUAUAUUAAAAGAAAUUGAGAUGGACUUAAAGAGCACAUCCUGAUAAAUACUUUCUCUCUUACCUGUACUAUAUUUCUAUUAGACUAAAGUUAUGUGAUUUUUUUUUACAUUUUUUCAGAUGACUAGCAAUUUUGAUAGUUUGUAAGAUAAUGCAAAGAACUUUCUCUGACAAACUAACUGCAGUAACAGAAACCUUUCUUUUCAGUUACUCUUUUUCAAGAAUGAAAGCUUAUUAUACAAAAAAAAAAUUGUAUACUACUUGAUGGAAACAACUUUGUACAUCUUGGCCAUGUCACUGGUCAUUGCGUGAAAUAAAGAUAAUCUGGAUAAUGACUAUUAGUCCAAUGCUAAGAGACAUGAUCUUUGCUCAUUAAAGAGCUAAAAUGUUUAUUGCUGUUUUGUCUUUUUUUUUUUUAAUAACAAAAGAAACAUGACUGUCUCAGAGAGUCAUUUUUCUAGACCAGUUGGGUUUUUGAAGACAUAUAGAUAACUUCUAUAGAAAACACAUGUGUAUUUAAAGGCAAGUCUCAUCUAAGAUGAAACCGAUGAAACUUUAACAUUGUGAAUUUAUAAGCCCGGGAACUCAUGAAAAAUAUUAGCUUUGUAUUUUUAAAUACCUCUUAUGUGAAAGUGUUGUAGAAAUAAAAUGUGCCAAUUCUUCUCAGUUAGAAACACAGGUUCUGAUUUUCAUCGUCAAGGAAAAGGCCUAUUGGAAAUAAAUGUGCAAUAUUUCAUGGAUCGAGAAUUGCUAGGUUCAUAAUAUAAGGGUGAUUAGACUAUCAUAAAGUAAUGGAUAAAAAGUUACCCUCCUAAGAGAACUAAAAAAUGCUGAGCAAGACAUUAAGCUGACACUAAGAGAGAAAAUCUUCUGUAUCAAGAAAUUUCUUUGCUUGUAAUUCCCAUUCCCAGUUAUUAACUAUCAAUUAAAUGUAGAUAGUACUCUAUAACUUCAAGUAAAAAUCUCUGUUGAGGCAAAAAGUCUUCAAAACCCAGAGCGGUCUACAUGCAGCUUUUGCUUAAUAUGGCUAUGCUUUUAGACUGUGAACUGCCAAUGUAAACCAAGAAAAAGAAUUGCUUAACAUCUGAAAUAUUGCUAAUCACAAAACUGUCUUUUAUUACACCAGUUAAACAAAAGAUAAAAAGAAACAGAAAUGGCAACAAAUAAGAUAUGAGUGAAAUCUUUCAUGUGCAUUACUUCACUUGGCAAAAUCAAGCAUUCUCUUCUAUCUUAAUGAUGGCCAUAUUUAUAUCUAUCUGCAUACCUGUUGCUCUAAAUUAAUCUAACAAUCUACCUAUAUAUGCCACAACUGACAUCUGCGUUAUAUUAAUUUAGGGAAAUGAUUUAGGAAAACAAACACAGUCCUAGUCUUUUUUCUAAAUUAAUGUAGUAUCAACUUUGUGGAAGAUAAAAAGCAGUUCUAGGUUUUAUUAUUGUUCUCAAGUUGUGAUAAAGUCAUUGUGAAUGAGUGUUAGUUGUUAGUUUUAUAAUUACAGCAGCUAGUUUUCUGAGUGUAAAAUGGUUUCCCACAAUAAACAGAACAUUAAGAACUGUUUUUAAAGCUGAAACAUAAUUUUUAAAUGCAAAAAAUAUUUUUGAAUAUUGUUACAU
Molecule: messenger RNA, 6645 nt
Organism: Mustela erminea (ermine)
Lineage: Eukaryota; Metazoa; Chordata; Mammalia; Carnivora; Mustelidae
Gene: NLGN1
Product: neuroligin 1
Exons: 8
Coding region: 1029-3620 (863 amino acids)
Biological process (GO): presynaptic membrane assembly; neuron cell-cell adhesion; postsynaptic membrane assembly
Cellular component (GO): postsynaptic specialization membrane; cell surface; synapse
Molecular function (GO): signaling receptor activity; neurexin family protein binding
Source: RefSeq, a predicted model, not a curated record